AGGAAGGGGAGAGGGGAAGGCUGCCGAAGCGAGAGAAAUACCAGCAGUUGGGACUUCGUCUCCUCUCGUUUCUUGAAGUCAUUGCAACUCCUGAAUCCGAUCACCUCCGUCCUCUUCUCGGGGUUCGAUUCCAUCGCCUCCCCAGUUCUUGAUGGGAGAGGAAGAGGAGACGAUUGAUAGCUCGUUUGUGGGGUUUGAUCGAAGCUUUUGAUCGCCUCCGGCUGCGAUUUGGUGGGGAUUUGAUCGAAUCGGAGGGGGGAAGGGGGCGCCGGAGAUGAGUACGGGACGGAAGACCGUGCGUGACUUGGCGGAGGAGGCCAAGAAGCGCAUCGUGCUGCUCCUCAUAUGCGUCUUCGGCCUCUCCUAUCUUAUGUCUUUGACGAGCUCCUCGGUUUGGGUUAACUUGCCUGCUGCUGCUGCCUUGAUAAUGUUUUUUCGUUACAUAUCACUUGAUCUCGAUGUUCGAAGAAGGACCACAACAUCUAACAAACAAUUAUUGGUUGACCCAUCUACUCGGAAGAGAUCUGUUGAACUUCUCAAGUUUCCACCUGAAAAGACAGAUUGGAGAACAAAGGUGAAUUCUCCUGCUGCCGAGGAAGCAAUUGAUCAAUUUUCAAGACACCUAGUCUCUGAGUGGGUGACAGAUCUCUGGUACUGCCGUAUAACGCCUGACAGGGAUGGGCCAGAAGACUUGGUCAAAAUUAUUAACGGUGCCCUAGGAGAAAUAUCAAGUCGUGCAAGAGAUAUAAAUCUUAUCAAUCUUCUUACCAGGGAUGUUAUUAGCCUCAUUUGCAAUCACUUGGAGCUUUACCGUCUUUGCCAGGCGAAGAUUGGGAAGCAGGAAUUUUUAAAGCUCCCCAUGGAUCACCAAGAUACACAACUGAAACAAGUCCUGUUGGCAGAUAACAAGUUGCAUCCCGCUCUAUUUUCUGUUGAAGCUGAGCACAAGGUUUUGCAGUAUUUGAUGAAUGGUCUCAUGUCUUUAGUUUUCAAGCCUGAAGACCUACAAUGCUCUUUCUUUCGACAUACAGUCAGAGAGCUUCUUGCUUGUACAGUUAUUAGGCCAAUUUUGAACUUAGCUAACCCGAGGCUUAUCAAUGAAAAGAUUGAAGCUUUGGUUCUCUCUUAUGGGAACAAGCCUAAUAAAGGAGUUACACUAUCAGCAGAAGCGGCACCCCUAGUCAAGCCAAAUGUGUCUCCAACACUGUCAGCGGAUCAAUUUUCUGGAUUCCUGGAUCACUCGAGUGUUGGGGUUGAACUUGUGCAGUUUAGGCAUGACCAUCCCAAAGCCAAUCUAGAUGAAGAGACUAAAAGAAAUGCUAAUGGGAUGCAUUUUCGUAAGAAUCCAAAUAAUUCUUGUUCUAAUUCAUUAGGCAUUCGAGAUGCAAAAAGUGUAGCUAUAGGCAAUUAUCUCAGACCAAAUUACAUGUCUACAGAUACCCAGAAAUUAAAUUCAAAUAGUACUGUUCCUUCAGAAUCCAGAAAUAAUGAUGGCAAGAAAAUUGCGGCUGCUAACUCUGGAAGCGAAUGGGCACGGAUGUUGGAUAUUAUUUCCCGUAGAAAGACUCAAGCUCUUGCACCAGAACAUUUUGAGAAUAUGUGGUCAAAAGGACGAAAUUACAGAAAGAAGGAAGCUACAAAUCAGGUUGCAAAACAAGUUGCACAAAAUGCAUCUCUAGGGAUUACCAAUACUUUACAUCAUUCUGCUGUGCCAUCCAAUACCUAUAAAACACCAAAUACUGAUAUGUCUAAGAGAAUCACUGCUUCCUUCCAACAUGAGGAUCAGUGUCGGGUAGAAAGCUUGCAUAUCCAGAGUGAUAAUUGUGAUGGUUCAAAUUAUCAUCAGAUACCAUCAAAGCAAGAAAUGACGGAAAACUUUGAUGAGGAAGAGGACGAACUAGAAACGGAGAGCUCUUAUCCGACUGAAGAUGAUGAAAACAAUAAUGUGACAGGUCUUGAUUCUCCUGGAACCAGAGUCUGGGAGAGCAAAAAUAAAAGAAAUGCUGCUGUUUCACACAUAAGACAUCCUCUUGAAACUUCUGAAUUCCGUGAAGCAAAGAAGAGUGGUAAAGGUCAUGUCUGCUAUCCGAGGACGUCAAGGACUUCAUCAGGAAGAAAAAGGUUAAGGUCAAGAAAUCAGAAGGCUCCAAUCUGGCAGGAAGUUGAACGGACAUCUUUUUUGUUGGGAGAUGGCAAAGAUAUCCUAAACGCAUCUAAUAAAGAUUCAAAAGGAGAGGAAUUGAGUGAUGAACCGGAGGUGGAGAUCUUGGGUAGAAUUUACAGUGGAUCUGUUGCUUCUUCAUCUGCAUCAUCCAUUUCAACAUCUGGAUCAUGUCAUUCUCUGAAGUAUCCUGAAAAUUAUGUCUUGGCAGAUUCAUUUCUGAAGUUAAGAUGUGAGGUAUUGGGGGCCAAUUUUGUGAAGAGUGGUUCAGGAGCAUUUGCUGUCUAUUCUAUUGCUGUGACUGAUGCAAAUAACAAUAGCUGGUCUAUCAAAAGAAGGUUUCGCCAUUUUGAGGAACUACAUCGGCGCCUCAAAGAGUUCCCUGAGUAUAAUCUUAGCUUGCCACGCAAACAUUUUCUAUCAUCAGGACUAGAGGUGCCUGUUGUCCAAGAAAGAUGUAGAUUGCUUGACAUAUAUUUGAAGAAGCUUCUUCAGCUUCCGACAAUAUCAGGGUCUAUAGAGGUCUGGGAUUUCCUCAGUGUUGAUUCGCAGACAUACGUGUUCUCCGAUUCCCUCUCUAUUAUCCAAACACUGUCAGUUAACCUAGAUGAUAAGGCAUAUGAGAAGAGUGCAAAGGUUGGCAGCUCAAUCGAAGAUGUGAAUGAUCAGUUUUAUAGUAAGGGAAAAAUUUCAAGUAAUGGGAGUAAAGAAGAUGCUGCACAGAUGGAUAAGACCUACAAUGAAUCAGAUAGUUCGCGAUUGAAGAAGGGAAACAUGGAGCAAAGUUCAGGAUUUAGUGCUAGCAAAAAAGGCAAUAAUCUGUAUCAGGAUAGUUCAGGGAGUGAUUCAGAUAACAGGCAUCAGAAGAAUGCCUCCUGUUCUGGCAAAUCUGAUGUGCCCAAGAAAGUCGCAGUAACAGAAGCUGAUAGUCUGCAAGGGGCAUCUGAAGUUGUUGAAGCUGCUGGAGACUCAUCUAUUUCCACUCAAUGGGUGCCCCCAAAUUUGAGUGUUCCCAUAUUGAAUUUGGUAGAUGUCAUCUUUCAGCUUCAAGAUGGAGGCUGGAUCAGGCGUCAGACAUUUUGGGUAGCAAAACAGUUAUUACAGUUGGGAAUGGGAGAUGCUUUUGAUGAUUGGCUUAUUGAGAAAAUCCAGCUUCUCAGGAGGGGAGCAGUAAUUGCUUCUGCAAUCAAUCGUGUUGAACAAAUACUCUGGCCUGAUGGAAUCUUCAUAACUAAACAUCCUAAACACAAACGCCCCACCCCAGUUUCUUCACCGGGAUCUCAGAAAGAUAGCAUAAAAGAGAACUUGCUCGCCUCUGAACAACAGUUAGAAGCUGCUCGUCGUGCAAAAUUUGUCCAUGAGUUAAUAAUUGACAAGGCACCAGUUGCUCUUGUUAGUAUUGUUGGUCGAAAAGAGUAUGAGCGCUGUGCUCAAGAUAUAUAUUUCUUCCUUCAGUCCUCUGUUUGUCUGAAGCAGCUGGCAUUUGAGCUUCUGGAGCUACUUCUUUUAUCUGCAUUCCCUGAGCUUGAUGAUCUUGUAAGGCAAUGCCACGAAGAAAAAGAGCAGUUCAGAGUAGUUGAAGACAAUAGAUGAACCUGCUCGCAUCAAACUAUGAUUCAUAAUUCCAGCUUGCUGAAUGUGGUUUUGCUUGCACUGGCUGGUCAUGGGCGAGGUAGAUUUACUUCACCCAGAAAACAUUGCCACUACAAAAAUCUGGCUAGAUGGGGUUGUUGCUUUUGUGCCAUCGGUUGAAGACUUUGAAGUAUAUCCAUCUGUUGUGGGAUUUGCUUGGUCUCCCAUUAGCCUGUCCGAACGUGUUUCUUUGCAAUUGGAUAAACAUGUCGUAUGUCUUUAUCCAUGGAAAGCUACAAUAUUUUUCUUCGCAUACCACUUGUACAGUUGAUUCUUUUUUCCCUUUCCCCCCCAGAUUUUCUAUACUUGAUUUUUUGUAAUCAGAGAAAUAUUGUAUCGAGGCAUCUUAAUGAGAUAAUUGUCAGUUUUGUAUAUCUGUUUAUACCA
Messenger RNA from Phoenix dactylifera (date palm), 4180 nucleotides. Its product is annotated as phox (PX) domain-containing protein. Gene Ontology annotation, molecular function: phosphatidylinositol binding. Lineage: Eukaryota; Viridiplantae; Streptophyta; Magnoliopsida; Arecales; Arecaceae. The record is from RefSeq and is a predicted model, not a curated record.